AUGACAGCUGACGUGGCCAGCUUUCCCCGAGCGCGAGGGUCACGCGAGCAGCCAGACCGGCCCCCGAGCCUCGUGCUUCAGAAGCAGCGCGCCUGGCCUCCCUGCCUCGCUCCCGGCCUGCGGGCAGCCGCGAGUGCCGUGUCCACGCGCCUGGCCCCCGGCACCUCGUGCCGCCCCAGGCUGUUGCACGCCCGCUCCCCGCAGGCCCGCUUUGUGCACCGGCGGCCGGGGGCACCCGGCGCCCUCGCCGCCCACGCCCGGCCCCGCACCGUCACCCCGGGAGAAGCCGCCGAGCCCGCGAGCCCCGCUCCUGCAGCCGCCGUCAGCAUGGCCCAGACCCUGGAGGAAGCAGGUACUUUCUUCCCCCCUGGGGCCAACGGGGUUCUGGGUGAGGCCCGCACGGCCUGGACAAGAAAGCUGAGCCCCGAGAAGGUCACGUGGUCGCGAAGCCACACAGUGUGGAAGCGGUGGGGCAGGGGCCGAAGCCAGGUGGGUGCCCUGGGGCCCGGUGCUGCCGCCGGGCGGGGGCAGGGCGGGCCGUCCGCUCUCCGUUCUUCUACCCUCACUCUCCUCUCUCCUUCUCCAGCUAAGACGCCCCAACAAAAUGCUCUGUCAAUCCCCGGGAGCCCCCGCAGUCAGCUCACUGACCGGCAAAAAGAGAUCUACAAGUUCCUAGAAGCCCAAGGGCCCCAGAGAGCCCUGCACAUCGCCAAGGCCCUGGGAAUGGAGACAGCCAAGGACGUCAACCCAGAUUUAUACACUCUGAAAAAACUGCACCUUCUGGACUUGGACCAAAAUUCAAGCAUGUGGGCGGUUUAUCGACCAGGUAGUCUUCACCUGCCCGCACACUCUGCCUGUCCACCUCAUCAGGCCCUUUCAGAAGCCGGACAGUCCGGAGGGACAAAUCAGGCUACCACAAUUAUCGUUCAGAAAAAUCCAGUUAACAUGAUCAGCCAGAAUGCACCGCAGAGUGGCAUCUACAUUCAGAACUGUGCAGACCUCCAGAUUGGACAUGGGAACAUCAUCAUGAAGCCAGAGGCCUCUGCGGGGAGUGGUGCCAUGGCUCCCCCUCACCUCCCUCCACCUCAGAAUCCCACCCCUGGAAUGUGGGGCUCUCAGAACAUCCACCUGGAGAAGUCUGUGCUCAAGCUGGUGCAGCUGGGACACGCCAACCAGAUGAGCGUCCACAGCGCCGAGCCCGAGGACUCCGCCCACAGCCCCCUGGGCAGCCCCCUGGGCAGCCCCCCAGUCUCGGCCACCACUGCCACCCCAGAAGCGUCUUUCAAAUGGCACAUGUCCCAUCCCGGCCCUGCCCCCGAGGGGGCCGUGGAGCAGGAAGUCCACCUCAGCUCGUGCGCCCUCAAGAACGUCAGCAUCGGCAUCAGCAACAGAACCACGAGCGCCCGCGGGGGGCCAGCGGGUCCCCACGCCGCAGGGCCUGGGGGCAGCAACAGGGGCGCUGGAGAGCUGGAAGAGGACCCAGGCCCGCCCUCGGGAGCCUCGCCGCCCAGAGGCACGUCUCGUGGCCAGGCCGACGUACGCACGCCCACGGCCCACCUAGGAGCUCUGACCCUCGAAAGCAAGGCCCUCAGAGCUGCAGAGGGCGGCCAUGGAGAGGACUCCGUCCAGAUGCCGGGUCCCGUGGGGGCCAGCCCCUGGCACCGGGCUCUGCCCCCCACAGACAGCCUCUGUGACCCUCCUGCCCCCGACACGGGGCCAGCGUGA
Molecule: messenger RNA, 1725 nt
Organism: Condylura cristata (star-nosed mole)
Lineage: Eukaryota; Metazoa; Chordata; Mammalia; Eulipotyphla; Talpidae
Gene: ZBP1
Product: Z-DNA binding protein 1
Exons: 8
Coding region: 1-1725 (574 amino acids)
Biological process (GO): positive regulation of type I interferon-mediated signaling pathway
Cellular component (GO): nucleus
Molecular function (GO): DNA binding; RNA binding; double-stranded RNA adenosine deaminase activity
Source: RefSeq, a predicted model, not a curated record